CCUGUUUCGGGAUUGGCCGGACAUUUUCGCCUCUUUGUUUUACUGAUAGUGGAUUUAAAUCGGAUUCAACCCAAUGUCCAGCGGACUGUACUGUUCCUAAACAGUAUACUCGUGGGCGGUGUGCCCGUCUACGGAGCCUGACCAGAAGACCACUCCGUCUGCCCCUUCUGCGGUGCCGUUGUUUUGGGUCACCUACUGGGAUCCGAUCCAUUGUCCUGGGUGGUGGUCCAAACAGAGGAUCCGCUUCGGGAAAGUCGUAUUCCGGGUUGUAAUGUUGCCACAUGAAAGGGCAUCCAUGAUGCGGAGCUAACACUACCUCGUGCCUGCAGGAAGAGACGUGGCUGCCAAAUUAUCCCCAGUCAACACAUGGCGGCAUUAGGGAACCCUGAGACGCUAACCAGGAAGAUCAAGCUGUGGGACAUCAACGCCCACAUCACUUGUCGCCUGUGUGAGGGGUACCUGAUAGAUGCCACUACUGUCACGGAGUGCUUACACACUUUCUGCAGAAGCUGUCUAGUGAAGUACCUUGAGGAGAACAACACCUGUCCCACGUGCAGGAUUGUCAUUCACCAGAGCCAUCCACUGCAGUACAUUGGCCAUGACCGGACAAUGCAAGACAUUGUCUACAAGUUGGUGCCGGGGUUACAAGAGGCGGAGAUAAAAAAACAAAGAGACUUCUAUCAGAAGCUGGGAAUGGAAGUGCCCGGGGACAUCAAAGGAGAGCUGUGCAGCAUGAAACAUCUAGAUCCUCAACGCAAUGGCGAGGUGAAAACAGAGAACGCAGACAAAAAGGAAACGGCGGAGGAGAAACCGGAGGAGGAUAACGAUUAUCACCGCAGCGACGAGCAGGUCAGCAUCUGUUUGGAGUGCAACAGCAGCAAGCUCCGCGACCUGAAGCGCAAGUGGAUCCGCUGCUCGGCUCAAGCCACGGUCCUUCACCUCAAGAAAUUCAUCGCCAAAAAGCUUAACCUGACAUCGUUUAAUGAGCUGGACAUUUUAUGCAAUGAAGAAAUCUUGGGGAAGGACCACACUUUGAAAUUCGUUGUCGUGACGAGAUGGAGAUUUAAGAAAUCCCCCCUCCUGCUGCAUUACAGGCCCAAAAUGGAUUUGCUGUAGUCGGACAGAAUGGUUGUUUUGGCCCAGUGGCCCAGGACUGUGCAACGUACUAUUUAUGCAGAGACGAUCAACACCAACACACCAGAGCAAAAGUACACACAAGCCAGCAAACAACGAACCCCAGCACAGAUACUGCACCACUGGCGGGUUUGGAUCAAAAACAACCUUUUUUUUGUCCACUAUACGUCCUAGAUAUGUGAAAAAUUAGAGAGAAAAAGCAUAUAUUUAUACUUUUGUACAGGUGAGAGACAUGGAACCAAGACACUACUGGUGCUCUGUUUACACAUGAACAAGAUGUCGGGUGAUCGUUCUACCGUCUUUUUUGUUUUCUACAGACUUCACUCCUCGGACAUUCAUUAACUGAUAAAAAAGGGGAGGACGAGGAUUUUUAACCAUUCGUUUUCUUUUUCAGGUUAAAGUCAGUGAGUCUUGGGAGCACAGAAAGUAUAUAAAGUUACAUAAUAAGACUGUUUCUAAGCUGUUUAUUGAGUUGUUGAAUUGUCCUCUGAUUUUUUUUAUUUGAUUUUUAAUUUGCUUCGGGGAUUUGCUGAACAUUGAUUGUGAAUAGGCAAAAACAAGUGUGUAGUAAUUUAUGUUCUAUAUAACAAUAUUGUACAUAAAAUGUCAUUAUGAGAGAGAUUGAAAGGAGUAGGAGAGAGACUUUAGACUGUUAGGAAAAGUUCCAGAAGUGCUAUAUUGUUGGGCUACUUGAAUGUAGCAUUGGAGGGUACGUUAGAGUUUUAAUGCAGAGAAGACUUCUUGUCGGUAUAUAGAAAGGCAUCCGAUAGUUGUCUGAGAGAGAAAUAAAAUAAAUAUAUCAAAUCUUCUGCCGUGUAAAAAAAAAAGAAGAAGAAAAGGGUCUGAAAUUACGUUGCAUUGCCGUAUGAGCAAUAUAUGAAUUUGAGACCGUCUACAAAAGCAGCCAGCUUCUGAUAGCAUUAUAGCGUCCUACUCCUUAGUAGAAUGUAUUCCACUGGGUGAUCUUCAUGUACAGCGCAGCAGGGCAUCCCUUCUUCUGUCCCUAUCUCAUCGCUACCUUUAGUGCCAAAGGCUUGAAAAACCCCUUGACUUCCCCUUGUAUUUCCACGUGGUGAGCUAUAUGAAAGUCCCUGAGAUAUCAUCUAUUUCACAGCAGUAUGUGACCUGAGAUAGAGAGCUGUUUGAAACAGAUAGUCAAAUAUGAAAUUGAGAUGUUAUUAAUAUCACAAGAGCUUCGAGUUUCUUCAUUAUGUUAAAGAAGCACACUCAGAUAUUGAAGAGUAAUACUCUUUUGAGCAUAUGAAAUAAAAUCAUUUUUUUAUAUGAUAUUAUCAAAAUCUACUUUUUGACCUUUGGGAGGUGGCUCUAAUUUGAGUGCUUAUUUGAGUGUAUCUAAUGAGAGUUGGGGGAGAAAGUACCUCAGAGCUGAAUGGCUUAACUGUGUAUUACGGGAACCAAGGCACGGAGGGACCGGAACAGUCUUAAUUCAUAGUCACGGCCACCUUUUUCGUCAGUGCAACUGAAAUAUCCUUUCCUUGAACUGGACCCUAAAAUAACAUUUCAGACCUCACAUAGCAUUACCUCACUGCACUGUCAAUAUUUCUGUCAAUAAUUGUUCGUUCCCCUCCUUGUGUUUAUGCAAGGAAAGCUGUCGGUCUUGUACACAGUCCAAAUACGUUUCUACAGGUGCAUACUAUGUCAAAAAGACUUUCAUACAGGUCUCUACGGAAUCCAGCUUAACCAAAAUGUAUUUGUAUUUGGUUAACAGUCCCCCCCCCCCCCCCCCCCCAGUAAAUGCAUAAAUAUAUUGAUAUAAGUAUUUUGUUUUUUAAAAAUCAUUUCCAUACUUUGACUAUACACAGGUCACCUUGGUAUUUGUUGUGAUGUCUUAUGGUGUGAAAUAUUUUUGGUAUGCAUAUGGCAACACAAUAUGCAUAAGUUCUGUCUGACUCAUUUCUUGUUUUUAUCACUACCUUCAGCCUUUGACCUUAGCUUACCCCAUCCAAGAGCCGAAUCAUGUAUUAAUCAUGUAUUAUUUGUCAUUAUUGACCCCUUGUCUGUAGUGUGAAUGACAUAUGCAUUUUGUGUUACAGGCCCCAUACAUGUACAUUAGCUUUGUUUGAACAGCAUAUUAGCCGGUACGCCCUCAAAAUAGCCAUGGAAUCAUUACGUAUUGCAAAAAAGCUACCAGAGAAAAACGAUGUAGUCACUAUUUCGCAGCAUUAUCUAUGGCUUCUUAAAGAACAAUUCCACCCCAAUAUCGUCCUUUGGUGUUUGUUUCAUUAGUCCAUUGUUGAUAUAGUCCCAAAAAUGCUUUGCUUGUCGGCACUCAAGUUUUCAAGAUAUGUAACUUAAAAAUGACAUAAAUCAUCCCCCGUGUGAUGCAUUUUGCAGAGUUUUCGGGUUGAGUUUUCCUUUAAGAACUGGUAUAAUUGGAACAAAGGCAUGUUACAUGGUGUUGUUAUGAGUCUCAGAUCUUCUUUUCUCAACUUGUUUUGUAUGCACGUGAGUACUGUUCAGGAUCCCUGUGAUGUGAUCUCUGGGACAGAAUGGGGGCGGCGAGGGGGUCUUGUUUUGGGGGCUUUGCCACCGUCAAGGCUGGUGCUUGCGUUUCUUUUCUCUCUUCUUGGAGCUGAGUAUGGUGCUAACCUCUUUUCUCUAACUCAAUCUUGUGCAGAUCAUCUUCAGAGGGUUCAAAUGAGUGCAGUGGAUCCCGAGUGCUGAUAGUAGUUCAGUCACUCACUAGUCGGGCUUCGUGACGACCUGCCUAGUGCCUACGUGCCGGAGCCCUGUCUUUUCUUGUCACAACUGUCUCUCUCGCUCUCUCUGUGCAGAGGAAAAAUGUGCUGGCUUUUUCUUGUUGAUUUGUUUGUUUGCUUUUCCCCACGGUCCAGGCUUGCUCUGGAAAUGGAACAGAGAGAAUGGUCAAUAAAGUUGUGGACCGUGAAGGAGUGUUAUUGAAAAUACAGAAAAGCUGGGGUAGCUAUAAACCCAAAUCAUUCAGCUUCAGAGAGAGAGAGAGUGUAUUUAUUUUGGGGUAUUUUCAUGCGAGCCACAGUAACCUCAGUUAAAAGCAUGGGGAUUCCAGUCCUAGCUGUAGUUGUUCAUUCUUCUCUAUGUAAUUGGUACAGAAAUCUCAUUCCACAGUUGGUUUUCUUUAUCACUCACUAGACUUUUAUGACUUGUAGCAGUUUUUAGGCAUUGGUCGGGUGCAUUCAGUGCCAGGAAAGUGGGCAGAGGUAUUGUUGUUUGAAUGUUUCCAAAGUGAACUCAUACCCAGGAGACCAUAAUAGUAUGCCUGAGAGGUGUGUGGAGUAACGUGCGGGCAGGUUCCACCUCCGAAGCAGUGGAUUGGAUCGAUCUUCAUGCUUUUAUCAGCCCAACAUUGAGACAUCAGUGCUGCUUCACUUGACAGCCAGGCUAAGAGGCUUACAGGCUUCCCCACAGUGUUCACUGCAGACUGGGGUUUGCAUCCAGACUGAACCGUUGCCAGUGUGGAAACCACGGCCUCCGAAUUAUCCACACUGCGGUUGGGGCGAGCUAUAAGGAACUGAUAAAUAGUCUAAUUGCCUUAUUGACUACCAGCGAAUUGAGUUGUCAUAAUGCCACUUAUGAAGACCAGAACUAGACAUGCUACAUGAGGAGGCUUUUAACACAGUUUUUUUUUAAGAGCGAUAAGUCUUAACAGUGGCAGUCAUUUUAGACCGGAUACCCUGGAUAGACAUCAAAGUAUUCCAGGUGGUCUCAAAAUGUCCGUGCUUGUUCCUGUAAUAACAGUCUUCACUCUGAGUGUGAUGGCUCUUUUUUACUCUGGCCCCCUGAGCUCUCCUGUAAAGCUCUGUAAUCACCUAGGCGACCAGGUACGUGUGACUGGGGUCACUCAGACGGCUAGUCUGGAUGAAACACUCAAAAAAUACAGAUUGUCGGGCCAGGGUGGCACCGCACCACUGCACUAACUCAGAAAGGCAGCUUGGCUCUUGACGGUGCUAUGCCUAAGUGGAGUGAAUCACAGUCUCACAGGUGGUGCCAAUUGAGGGGCAACUGUCUGGAAUGGGCUUUCACUUCAACAUGAGAUUUCCAUUUCAAUUGUCCAUUUCAAAGGCGUCAAAUUAUCCCCUGCAACUAGGACCCUAGACUGAGAAAGAGGAACGGGAUGUGGUCUGGAUGUCAACGCGAGUUAAUUAGCCAGAUAAAUGUUGGUUCGAUAUAGACUAAGGAGUUACAGUCAUAUUGUUCCUCAACGUGUAGGGAAGUAAGCCCACAGUUACCAACCUUCACAGUGGCAGGCCCUCAUGAGCCAUAAAUGUGGUCGUCAUCGAUAUAAAUCUGUCCGAAUUUUGUAUUAUAAUUAUUAUUAUUUAUUUGUACUGUAAAGUUAUGACUUUUACAGUAGCUUAUUUGUUUUUGAAAAAUGUCAAGAGAUUUGAUAUCCUUCCCCGUGUUCAUGAUUGACCUUUUUGUUUGUUUAAAACAUACAAGACUCAUGCAUAAUAUUGUACGGCUUAAAUUAUGAAUUUGUAACUGUCCUCCCUCUUUUGUAUUAUUCUAAGUGAUCACCUCUGCGCAAUGCUCUCUGUAAAUGACCAAUACAAGCUGUGCUCCUUUUUGGGUAAAAGAAAAACAAAUGUAAAUCUGGCAAUGUGGUUAUAUACGCAAUAUACGUUUCUCAGAUGGUUCCAGGCUUCAGCGUAAAAACUCAAUUUAACUUUGUUUUGUUUUGCUUUCCAGUCAAUUCCUCAGGUCACAAAAAUGCCUUCCUGGUCUUGGGGGUGACCAGGAAUCUCAGACUACACUAAUGCACCCGGAUAUGAAAUGGCUGGAUUUAGUUUUGGUCUUGUUUCUCUUGUUUUGCCGUUGUCUCUGUGACAGACAUUUCCACAGUUGUGUUUCUGGGUUAAACACAGGCACUUAUUCAGGUGUCUUUUGUGCUUGUCCUCUUUUUUGAAUUAUGAUUCUUUAUUGCACAUGUAAUAAACUGGUUUCCAUUGCUACAUUAAAGGAGUUUUGGGUAGAGAACUGGGCUGGAAUUUCCUACACACAAUAUUAAGGAUGCUUUUUUUUGUUGAAAACUAGUGUGUAUUUCAUCAAUAAAUGCCUUUAAAAGUGUCUGUAA
Oncorhynchus nerka (sockeye salmon) is the source of this 6208-nucleotide messenger RNA. RefSeq names its product polycomb group RING finger protein 3. Lineage: Eukaryota; Metazoa; Chordata; Actinopteri; Salmoniformes; Salmonidae. The coding region runs from base 367 to 1116 and encodes 249 amino acids. Gene Ontology annotation, cellular component: PRC1 complex. The record is from RefSeq and is a predicted model, not a curated record. Gene Ontology annotation, biological process: regulation of transcription by RNA polymerase II. The transcript has 11 exons.